AUGGAUUUCCGCAUUCUCUUCCUUCUUCUGCCUUUGUUAUUUCAAGCUCCUUUUUCUUCAUCUACAAAUACCCUAUUACCAGGCUCAUCCCUAUCUGUUAAAAGUGCAACAAGCGAUGUUCUGGUUUCGCCAAACGGCGUUUUCUCGGCAGGCUUUAAAGCCGUCGGAGAAAACGCUUUCUGCUUUGCUAUAUGGUUUGCAAUAUCCUCUGAUCCUACCAUAGUUUGGAUGGCGAACCGAGACCAACCAGUCAACGGAAGAGGUUCAAAGCUUUCGCUGACUAAAAAUGGCAACCUCGUACUUCUCGACGCAGGAAGAGUUACCCUUUGGAGCACAGGAACGAGAAAUAUUUCCGCCGUGAAACUGCAGCUCGAAGACACCGGAAACCUCGUCCUCCGUACCUCAGAAGGGGGUCAAAGUUUCACCCUCUGGGAAAGCUUUAAAUCUCCCACGGAUACACUUCUUCCUCAACAAAAGCUAACCAUGGAUACUGAUGUUGUCUCGUCAAAAAGCCAGACCAACUAUUCCUCUGGCUAUUACAAACUCUAUUGGGACGAUGACAACGUCCUCCACCUGCUUUGUCAUGGUCCGGAUCGGCAAUUAUCAAGUGUGUACUGGCCUUAUCCUUGGCUAAAGUAUUUUGAAAAUGGGAGAUCAACUUACAACAACAGCAAAACUGCGGUCCUAAACUCGUUCGGAGUCUUCUCAUCAUCAGACGAUCUCUUUGUCUUGGCCUCCGAUUACGGUGAGAAACUUCACCGAAGAUUAACCCUGGACCCGGACGGAAAUCUUCGCCUAUACAGUUUUGACAUGAAGAAAAGUACGUGGGUUGUUACCUGGCAAGCCUUCCCCAAACCAUGCGAUAUUCAUGGUACAUGUGGGCCAAAUAGUUUUUGCACUUACCACCACAGUUUCGGUCAGAGAUGCUCUUGCAUACACGGAUUUAAGAUGGCUAAUCAUAGAGAUUGGUUCUACGGUUGUGAACCGGAGGUAAAAUGGAACAAUAGUCGGGAGAUUGACGGCUUUUUUCGCGUUGCCAAUGCCGAGUUCUAUGGCUACGACAGAGGCUUCUUUCAGAAUCAGACGUUAAAGGGUUGUGAAGAAGUUUGCUUAAAUUUGACAGAAUGCAAAGGCUUCCAAUUCAAGUUUGAAGACUCUGUUUAUAAGUGUUAUCCCAAGACUCAACUGCUCAACGGACAGCGCGCAUCAAAUUUCAAUGGAGACGUCUACAUAAGAGUUCCUAAAGCUAAUCUUUCGUUUUAUGAGAAGCCCGGCAAAGAAAUAGAAUUGGAUUGCCCUUCUAAAUCGGUGAUAUUAACGACAGCGUAUAAAAAGCCCCACGAAAAUGCGACCUUAAUGGUUUUGGUUUGGGUUUCCGUUGGGCUUGCUGGGAUGGAGUUUGUUUGUGUCGCGGUAGUGUUAUGUUUCUUGUAUUUGACAAGAAAUGGAAAGGACGAAAAGGCCCAAGGGUACAUGCUUGCUGCAACUAGAUUUCAGGAAUUCACAUACGCCGAUCUGCGCAAAGCGACUCGGGGAUUCUGCGAAGAAAUUGGAAACGGAGGGGGAGGUACUGUUUUCAAAGGCAUGUUGUCGGAUGGUCGAGUUGCGGCGAUCAAGCGGAUGAGAGAAGCCCAUCAAGGCGAAGCUGAGUUUUUAGCAGAAUUAAGCAUCAUAGGAAGACUAAACCACAUGAACUUGAUUGAGAUGUGGGGAUAUUGUGCUGAGGGAAAGCACAGGCUUUUGGUGUACGAGUACAUGGAACAUGGAUCUUUAGCUGACAACCUUAGUGCCGAUCAUGCACUUGAUUGGGAAAAGAGGUUUGCCAUUGCAAUGGGCUCGUCAAAAGGCUUAGCUUAUUUGCAUGACGAAUGCUUGGAGUGGGUUUUGCACUGCGACGUGAAGCCUGAUAACAUACUCUUAGACUCGGAUUACCAAGCCAAAGUGGCUGAUUUUGGGCUGUCCAAGAUACAGAACAGAGGCGAGGCUCAUAAUUCAAGCUUCUCGAGGAUUCGAGGGACGAGGGGUUACAUGGCGCCUGAGUGGGUUUAUAAUCUUCCUAUCACCUCUAAAGUGGAUGUUUAUAGCUAUGGAAUUGUGGUGUUGGAGUUGGUGACUGGAAGGAAACCGACAGGCGUACAAAUCGUGAUCGGCGGCGGCGGAGGGACGGCUGAGCACGGGAGGUUGGUGACAUGGGUUAGGGAGAAGGUGAAUGGAGCUUCUACCACGGAAGCUUGGAUUGAAGAAAUUGCAGAUCCCAUACUGGAAGGGAAUUUUGACAGGAACGAGAUGGAAGUUCUGGUUAAAGUGGCUUUGCAAUGUGUGGAGGAAGACAAGGAAGCUAGGCCCACCAUAAGGCAAGUUGUCGAGAUGCUGCAGUGCCAUGAAGACGUACGUGCUAUCACUGACGUCUUAAUAAAACCUAGUUAAUGCUUUCCUUUAAAUGUUGUAUACAUUUAUUGCAAGUUCAAUGUUAAGUAGGCUGG
This is a messenger RNA of Morus notabilis, 2483 nucleotides long. RefSeq names its product putative receptor protein kinase ZmPK1. The transcript has a single exon. Gene Ontology annotation, molecular function: protein serine/threonine kinase activity; ATP binding. Bases 1 to 2427 code for a protein of 808 amino acids. The record is from RefSeq and is a predicted model, not a curated record. Gene Ontology annotation, biological process: protein phosphorylation; recognition of pollen. Lineage: Eukaryota; Viridiplantae; Streptophyta; Magnoliopsida; Rosales; Moraceae.